Caenorhabditis remanei is the source of this 1026-nucleotide messenger RNA. RefSeq lists its product as uncharacterized. Bases 1 to 1026 code for a protein of 341 amino acids. The record is from RefSeq and is a predicted model, not a curated record. Lineage: Eukaryota; Metazoa; Nematoda; Chromadorea; Rhabditida; Rhabditidae. Gene Ontology annotation, molecular function: protein binding. The transcript has 6 exons.
AUGGAGACUCCAAUUCUCUCAACAUCCUCGGCCACCGUCGAGAAUCCUGAAAUAACACCUCGUCCGAUUCUUGUCCAAUCGGUUCCGAUGAAGGCAUCGGCCAAAUCGUUCUCAAAUCCACCAACUCCAUUGGACAGUCCGUUCAUGGCCGGCGCCGUUUCUAGGCCACGAACAUCGACUCGCUCGAUGGAAGUGUCGAUUCCGAUCCACGUGGAAGAGGAAAACCUCGGCCAGGUGAAAACCUCGGCCACGGCCAUCGUACCGACCAACUGGGUCGACUGUCCAUUCAAGGAGCACGGAUGUCAUAAAAAAGGAGAGAAGAAUGAAGUGAAACGACACGUCAGGGAUGAUAGAAAUCUGCACCUGAUGCUUCUGUGUCAAUCACUCAAUCCAAUCCGUUCGAAAAUCAAUAUCCAACAAUCGGGAUACGUGGAUCGGUACGUGGGAAUGUUGCAAUACAUGCAGCUCGCCGAGUCAUCGUUCGAAAAAUUCGGAAGUCAACACACUUUUCGAAUUCCGAAUAUCGGAUUGACCGUCGUCAAGGCGACCAAGAAUAAAAAGUGGCGAACGAUUUUCAGCCAACCGUUCUAUUCGCAUGGAUACGGAUACAAGAUGAUGGCUGUCGCCGCGCCCUAUGGCGAUGGAUUGGCAUUCCGUGAGUUCUUCUCGAUCUUCGUCUGUUUGAUGAUGGGGGAAUGGGAUGAUAUCGUCGAGUGGCCAUUCCGAUGUGACGUCAACUUCUCGAUUCUCUCGAAUGAUAAGAAGGAGUUGUUAACCAAAACGAUGUACGUGUCAAAGAUGCCAGAAAUCUGGGAUUUCUUGGAGAAACCAACCGGUCUCCGUAACGGAACCAUCGGAUUCCAGAACUUUCUUCCAUUGGCAAAAAUCACGGAAUUCUCGGCCGACGGAGAUAUUUUCAUUCAGAUCAAAGUGCUUCUCGAUCAUGAUAAGAUCUAUCAGGCAAAGGAGAUCGACUCGUUGGAGUGCCAGGGAGAUGCGGUGAUGAAGAAGACGAAGAAUGAAUAA